Sporothrix brasiliensis 5110 is the source of this 2031-nucleotide messenger RNA. RefSeq lists its product as uncharacterized. Gene Ontology annotation, biological process: regulation of DNA-templated transcription. The record is from RefSeq and is a predicted model, not a curated record. Lineage: Eukaryota; Fungi; Ascomycota; Sordariomycetes; Ophiostomatales; Ophiostomataceae. Bases 1 to 2031 code for a protein of 676 amino acids. Gene Ontology annotation, molecular function: DNA-binding transcription factor activity, RNA polymerase II-specific; zinc ion binding. The transcript has 2 exons.
AUGGAUGAUCUUACGGUAGGCAAGCGUCGGCCGCAUCCUUCCAGCACAGCUCCUGCACGGCGCAGGGCCAAGGUGAAGACAGGAUGUCGGACGUGCAAGCUUCGAAAGGUCAAGUGCGACGAAGGGCGACCUGCCUGCUCGCGAUGUGUUUCAACCGGGCGAACAUGUGAAGGAUACGGCAUUUGGGGUGGCGGUAACAAGGCCGCAACAGCGUCCAUCACUCCGGCCGCUCUCAUGCUUGCCAUGGGCCGACGCCAACGACAGGCCGCACAGUCUCCGCCGUGGCCGUCGAUCCCGCCACCACUGUUGAAUGGCACAGUCGCACCACUCAGUGCGCAGGAGUGUAACUGGCUUGACUGGUUCCGCUGGCGUACAGCGGUCAAGCUACGGGGUGCCUUCUCGAUGGCUUUCUGGGACGUGCUCGUCAUUCGCGCGAGCCUUGAGGAGCCUGCUGUCCUCCACGCUGCCCUUGCCUUGAGUACUGUGCAUAGGCGUGUUGGAGGAGGUGAGGGCAUGAGGACUGGUUCAAACGAGCGGCUUGCCGUGGCAGAAGCGUGCAGCGAGGAGUUCACUCUUCGGCAGUACAACAAGGCGAUCCGGCAUUUGACGGCUUCGCCGUUGAUGCGAAAUACAAUGGAUGUAUCCAGUGCAUCACCGGACAUUGCUUCUAUCCGGAUCAUGCUCGUGGCCUGUAUGCUCUUCACAUGCCUCGAGUUUAUGCGCGGUCAUUUUCGGACGGGGAGCACCCACCUGCAGAACGGUGUGCGGCUGCUCGACUACCUGUACGCUGGGAAACAGAAAACCUCACCAACGUCGUCUACUCUCAGCUUUAACUCGUUGCAUCUGAUUUGGGACAGGUGCUUCCCGGGAAACAAUAUCGAUCCCAUCGACCAGUGGCUGCUGGAAGCGUUUGCUCGCAUGAACUUGCUAGCAGCGCAAUUUGGUCACGGAUAUGCCGGGUCGAUGCUGCCCACAGUGCCGCAGUAUUUUUUUUCACCGGACCAUCGUCUACUGACACUGCCAAUCACAUUUGCGUCCAUCAGCCAGGCGCGAAAUAGUCUUGAUGCACUGGUCUACGACGUGCUUACCCUCAGGGGACAGGGCCAGGAUCUCCACAAGCAACAAAAUCACGACGCUAAUUCGUCAUUUUCCUUGUUAAUUAAUGGGGACUCGACAUCAUCGUCAUCAGCAUCGUCGCCAUUGCCUUUGCCGUCUUCUAAUGUGGAAAUCAAAAGGUCCUUGGCACUUGAACAAGCACGUCUUGUUGCAGCCCUUGACGCAUGGCAUGCCACCUACCGGGCCUCGCGUAUCAGCCUCUAUUCUCGACCUGACGUCGACCUUCUUGCCCGCGUUGCAUACCAGAUGCUCGUGCUCUACUAUGACAUGGCUUCUAUUCUGGCCUCGACAUGUCUUGCCCCAGAUACGGAACUGGCCUUUGAUGCACAUGCCGGGCGAUUUUUGGCCAUAGUGCGCAACGCCCUCUUGUUUAUCCACGCAGUCAAGGACGUCCAUAACUCGCAAGAUGUCCAUUUCAGCAUCAACCCUGAGGUCGCCGAACAGCUUUGGUCUGCAACGUCACCCAUAGUGUGCCUCUUCAACGCGGAUGUCGGUUGGACGCCGCCGCUCUACUUUACAGCAUUGCAUUGUCGGGUACCUCGUAUCCGGAAGCAGGCGGUGCGGUUUGUCAAGUCGAUCCCCAGUCGUGAAGGGCUAUGGGACUCUCAGCUUGCGAGUGCUGUGGCCGAGAAGGUCAUCCGUCUCGAAACUCUGGAAGGGAAGAACGCGCAGGAUGAGCCAAACGCAUCGCCGUCGACUUUUCUCGACAGCGAACUAUUCGAGUCCAAUGGUCCCAUGACUUCGCUUGUCCCUCUAUCCUUAUCCGUGCCGCGCAUACACAAUGUGCAUUUCGUUUUGCCAGACAGCUGGUCAGGAACGAUGACGAUGACGUGCGAGAAGCGAUGGGUAGAUGGUCGAUGUGAGGUCAUACAGACGGCAUUCGAUCCGGCAACAAAACAGUGGCUACGAACAUAG